Monopterus albus (swamp eel) is the source of this 1886-nucleotide messenger RNA. RefSeq names its product sulfotransferase family, cytosolic, 6b, member 1 (gene sult6b1). Lineage: Eukaryota; Metazoa; Chordata; Actinopteri; Synbranchiformes; Synbranchidae. The transcript has 8 exons. The coding region runs from base 227 to 1138 and encodes 303 amino acids. The record is from RefSeq and is a predicted model, not a curated record. Gene Ontology annotation, molecular function: sulfotransferase activity.
UCCUGUACCCAUGAGCCUCUUCCCUUUGGUUGCACGGCGCAGGCGUCACUGCAAAGAGUUUGUAGCUGCCAAGAUUCACAGUUGCUUUACUUGCUCGCGUACAGGACAGUAGGAAGGGGGUGUUCAGCUGCACAAAAACAGCCAGGCUUCUCUUUUUCCUGUUUGACCUACUUUGAAAGUAAGUUUCAGGAAUUUCAGGCUUGUGUAGCUAAACUGCUGAAUCAGAAUGGACAAUCCUGAGCUUGCUGCCAAGUUAAUGUCCAAGGUGCAGAUGGCAAAGGACACCAAGGAUGAGGACAAGUUGUACAGAUACAAGGGGGUGCUGUACCCACGCCUGAUGUGCCCUGAGGAACAUCUAAAGGUUCUGGGGACCUUCCAGGCCAGAGAGGACGAUGUCAUGACGGUGGCUUAUCCCAAAUGUGGUUUUAACUGGAUGGUGGGGGUGGUGAAGAGGAUUACAGAUAUAAUCGAGUCCACAGGGGUGAAACCAGAAUCCAAGGGGGCACCGCUGAUUGAGUUUAUGGGACCAGACAUCUUAAAGGACUUGGCUCAGGAUCCCUCUCCGAGGGUUCUGGGGACUCACAUGCACCCUGACAACAUCCCUGCUUCCUUCUAUGCAAAGAAAACUAAGAUGCUGGUGAUCUUCAGGAAUCCUAAAGACACUCUAGUUUCCUAUUAUCACUUCUACAACAACAACGUGGUCCUCCCGACCGUACAGUCGUGGGAAUCCUUCUUCUCCGACUUCAUGAGUGGAGAAGUUUGCUGGGGGUCCUAUUUUGACCAUGCUUUGGCCUGGGAGAAGAUGAUGGAUGACCCCAACGUCAUGAUCGUCACCUACGAAGACAUAAAACAGGACCUGAUCCAGGGCAUCCGUCAGAUCUCUGCCUUCUUUGGCUUCAGCCUGACUGAGGCUCAGGUGCAGCAUGUUGCAGGAGAAAGCUCCUUCAGUGCCAUGAAGGCUAGAGCCACUAACACCCAUGGUGUUAUGGCAGGUGUUGUCUUCAGAAAAGGUGAGGUCGGGGACUGGAGGAACCAUUUUACGCCAGAACAGAGCAAAGAGAUGGAUGAAGCCUUCAACAAGCAUCUGGCAGGUACCAGGCUGGGAGCCAAACUCCGCUACCAGCUGCACUGUCAGUAGGAUGCAAGGGAAGAUAGAUAGAAGGAGAAGAAAGCUAGGGAGAGAAAGGGAGACUUUUCUGCCAUGAGCUGAGCCAGAUAGAGCUACUCAGUCAGUGGACAGGCCAUUCCUGAUCUGGUCUGGACUGUAACUCCAUCCCUGACUUCAACUCUUAACCAUCUCUAACCUGACGUGUUGCAGGCAGUAUGGUACCUGAGAGAAGCCACUACCUGGGAGGCUGAGCUCAGGACCAAUGUCUAUUUUUAGUCUCUGUUAUGAAUAAAGAUGUGUCAAGAUUAAAGCUCUGCUUAUAGGCAAUAAUAAACUGUACAUUAUAAACUGUUACACCAUUCUUUCACUGUAAUAAAUUAAUGACAAAUAAACAAAUUGAAAUAAGACAUGAAUAAAUAAAUAUCCCACUAUGAGAAGUGUAAGAAAAGAUGGAUGAAAAGGAAGAAAGAGAGGAUCCAAGAGUGCAUUAUGGUUUUAACUCCAUUCUGUGAACCUGUCUAGCUGUACCAGGUCUGCAGUGGAAAAUAUGACAGGAAUAGUUUGAUGUUGUGGAGAUCACAAGGUUAUAACCAGCCAGGGAAAGGUAUAGCACACAGACAACUGUAAAAGGCUUUACACUUCAGUUUUCGUACAACUGAGAUAUUGUCCAUUAGGUGUACCUAAUGACCUGCCAACUGAUGAUUUAAGUUGACUUUGUGUUUUUUUGAUUGAUUGAUUGAUUUUAUUCUUUCAAGCAUGUAAAGACAGUCGAUAUGUC